This is a messenger RNA of Nematolebias whitei (Rio pearlfish), 2145 nucleotides long. RefSeq names its product FIP1 like 1b (S. cerevisiae) (gene fip1l1b). The record is from RefSeq and is a predicted model, not a curated record. The transcript is spliced from 15 exons. Bases 240 to 1868 code for a protein of 542 amino acids. Gene Ontology annotation, molecular function: RNA binding. Gene Ontology annotation, cellular component: mRNA cleavage and polyadenylation specificity factor complex. Lineage: Eukaryota; Metazoa; Chordata; Actinopteri; Cyprinodontiformes; Rivulidae.
CAUCGCUUCGACCUUAGCGGGACUCCCGCAGCAGUAAUGUUUUCCGGGUUCAAGCUUUCUCGCUAAGCGGUUGAAUGGUUGUAUAUAGAGGCGAUGCAUUAAUAAUUAACGCGUAAAACUGCGGAUCUUUGUGAACGAGAGAAAGGGUGCUCGCAUUUGUGCGUUUAUAAACGUUGCUGCAGCUCGUUGCUGUGGCACGUGGAGCCGCCGGAGCUUUUAACAGUCCGCGUUAGCUGAACAUGUCUGCGGAGGAAGCGGAUAAAACAGCCACCACUGAUGCCAGCGCCGGCGAUGAGGAGGAGGAAUGGCUGUAUGGAGACGAGUCAGAAAGUAAAGAGGAGGAUGAAGAAGCCAAACUGAACGCUGCUGUCGGUGCACCUGCUGAUUUACCAACAGAUGAAGCGGCCGUUGAUGCUGCACAGACCACAGGAAAUGGAGUGGCCUCUGAGGCCCUGGAGGAAGCUGCUGGUGAGGAUGCUGACAGUGACAGCGACAGUGAUGACGACGACGACGAUGUCCGUGUUACCAUAGGCGACAUUAAAACUGGAGCUCCACAAUACACGACAUAUGGAGCUCCACCUGUGAACCUCAACAUAAAAUCUACCAGCUCCAGACCCUACGGACAAGUGACCACAAAGCUGAAGGGAGUGGAUCUGGACGCUCCUGGAAGCAUAAAUGGCGUUCCUGUGCUGGAUGUGGACAUGGAGUCCUUCGACGAGAAACCCUGGAGGAAGCCAGGUGCGGAUCUGUCGGAUUAUUUCAACUAUGGUUUUAAUGAAGACACCUGGAAAGCUUAUUGUGAGAAACAGAAGAGGCUGCGAAUGGGCCUGGAGGUCUCUACAGUCGGCUCUGUGACCAGCAAGAUCACAGUGCAGCAGGGCAGGACAGGUAAUGAAAAGGAAUUGUCCAGUUUGUCCAUUCACACCCCUAAGACAGACUUCACCUUACCCGUCAGCCUCUACAAGCCAGGAGGAAUCGGUCAGGUCACCAGGAAACUGACUGGGACCAUAGAUGUGAUUGGUGCUCAUAUGGCCACCAUCAGCAGGGUGGAGGGGCGUCGCCGUCACAAUCUGGAAGGCAACAACAUCCAGGUGAUUUCUGAGCACUCGACAACAGAAGCUGAACCAGCUCCAGCUAAGAUCCCCACCUUCUUCCCCCCUGGACCAAUUCCUCCAAACAUCCCCCCACCUCCAUUUCUGCCCCCCAUGCCAAAUGUCAGCACUGCACCUCCUCUCAUACCUCCACCAAGGUUGCCCAUUACUGUCCCUCCUCCUGGUUUUCCUCCUCCAACAAGCGGCCCCCCUCUUUCUUUAAUCCCCACUAUGGACAGCCACCCUGGAGGCUAUGAUGGCCGCUCAGUCCCUCCGUUUCCAUUUCCCCAAGGUGCUUACCCUCCACCCAUACCUGGAGGUGUUCCUCCUCACUGGCCUCCCAUUGUGGACAACACCAAGUCCUGGGACUACUAUCCCCGUCGAGAAGACAAGAGAGACAAGGACAGAGACAGGCCCAGAGAGAGGACACAUGAGCGGGAGCGAGAGCACAGCCCUGCAGCUAUAGGCUACACCAGGUCAGAAGAUGACGAGGAGCGCUAUCGUUACCGUGAGUACGCUGAGCGUGGCUACGUAGAGCGCCACCGCGACCGGUCAAGCCGAGAGAAAGACGAGCGGCACAGAGAGAGGAGACACCGAGAGAAGGAGGAGGGACGUCACAAGUCCUCUCGCAGCAGCAGCAGUCGAAGGAGGCACGACAGCGAGGAAGGCGACAGCCACCGGAGGCACAAACACAAGAAGAGUAAGAGGAGCAAGGAGGGCAAAGAGGCUAGUGACGAUGUUGGUGCAGACCAAGAGAACCAGGAGGCCAUGGAGUAGAGGGACCUCCUCCCACGUUCCCCCACCCUGUUUAGAUUUAGUUUGGAACAAACGAGGAGGAAGCAAGAAAACCAGAAAGUCACAGAGUGUGAACCCUCAUCAUCCUCAGCAUCAUUCUAGAUCGGACAGAGUGGGAGGUGCUCGUCCUCAUCAGUGCGUCUGCGGCCCCCUCCAUCCUCUCCGAGCGGCGCUCCAGCAGUUUGCUGAUCAUCUUUGAAUGCUCGUUUCUUUUUGUUGGGUAGAUGUCAUUUUGUUCUCGUCCUGUACCAAGACACCG